CUGGGUGUGGGAUUAGCUGUACUGUAGCAGGGGCGGUGUAUUUAUUAGUUUUCUCAGUUUGCAAUGGCUGCAAUUCUCCCCGUGCGAUAAGGCGGGGGAAAGCGGGGUAGCAUGUCGGAUCGGGAUGCGGUGAACGGCUCUAGCCUCCCCGGCAGCGCUGAAUGUCAGCAGCAGGAGGAAGAGGUUGAAGCUGCUGCCGCUGCUGGAGCCAGGGCUGGCCGGGAUCUCAAGGAAUGGCUCCGGGAACAAUUCUGUGACAGUCCCAUAGAAGGGAGCGAGGACACCCGGCUACACGAUGCCACUUAUGUGGGCGACCUGGACACCAUCGCCAGUCUGCUCAGAGAGGACAACUUCAGGAGACACGGUGCGGACGUCGAUGUUAAUCAUCAUGUAUCCAGUCGUGUCUCAGUGCCUGCUGCCAGGAGAUUCACAUCACUGGGUGUGUGUCCCCUCUACAUCAGUUCUGCCUAUCAGCACCUCCAGUGUUUCAAGUUGUUGCUGAAAGCUGGGGCGAACCCCGAUUAUAACUACUGGGGCCAGGUAGAUGUGACAGCCUUUCCCCGGGGAUCACCAGUCUGUGUUCUAGAUGCGGUUCUACGUCACGGCUGCGAUGCACAGUUUGUAAAACUUUUGAUUGACUUUGGUGCUAAUUUGAACCUGGUUAAUUGGGAGGGUCUGGAUGCAGAAACGAUGGGACGGAUGAAGGUAAAUGAAGAGGCCUUGCAGAUCUUCAGAGCUGCCAAAGGUACUCCCAGGACACUGACAUCUUCCUGCCGAAUAGUUAUUCGGAGAGCGCUGGGGAAGUUCCGUCUUCAUCUGAUCCAGACUCUGCCUAUUCCAGACACGGUCAAAAUCUUCCUGUUACACGAGGACACUUGAGGGACGAUCGCAUCUCCCCGCUCUGCAUGAUCCCUGUUGGACUGAAGCCUCACUACACCACCCUGCCGUCAGGAGGAUCGAGGGCAAUUCUUGUUUCUGUCACACACAACUGUCGCAACCUAUCUCGGAAAGUGAGUUUUUUUUUGCUUUGCUUUCUUUCCUCUUCAAGCGCCACAUAAUUCAGAAAGACUAACCCUGUGAAUGAAAUCCAUUAUUUCUUGGGGUCCUAUUUGCAAAACAAACAGAAAUUGUGAUCAAAUAUAAAACCGUGUCCACGUCUUUUGAAAAGCGUGUGCAUGCAAACAAAAAAAACACCUUGGUCGCAGAAUUGCAUAACAUCCACCACCUUCCAGGUGGAUCUAAAGCAUUAAUCCAAUCUCAGGGGUAAGAUUAUGUAUAUCAUUCAAACUUUUCAUUCAUUGCAUUUGAAGCCAUCCAAACUCUUCACUUGGAUUACUUGUCGACAGUAUUCAGGAACAUCCGUGUGUUUCAGUGGGUUCGGUCACUUGGCUGAGGACGCAGAGGUUGUGAAAGCAGUUUUUAUCUGGGAGGUUAAAUGGCAUUAGCUGUCAUUUUACAGAGUUGCAGGGUUGGAUUAUUCCCGGUUCACUCCACAACAGUUUCCUUAAGGUGGUGUGGCUUUAAUUGGUGAGCAGAAAAAAAUAACUGUUUCCAUGAACCAGUAAUUGAUGUUCUGCAGUCACACUGUUUAAGGAUACUCCAGCUGCCCCUUUUACAUUACAUUCUGGGGACUGGGCGACUAGGACUGAGAUGAGGAAAAAUUUUCUUCACUCAAGAGUACA
Molecule: messenger RNA, 1682 nt
Organism: Rhincodon typus (whale shark)
Lineage: Eukaryota; Metazoa; Chordata; Chondrichthyes; Orectolobiformes; Rhincodontidae
Product: ankyrin repeat and SOCS box protein 1
Exons: 3
Coding region: 112-879 (255 amino acids)
Biological process (GO): protein ubiquitination; intracellular signal transduction
Cellular component (GO): ubiquitin ligase complex
Molecular function (GO): protein binding
Source: RefSeq, a predicted model, not a curated record